UAAACAGAAGGCUAUUUGUAAUUAAAUGAAACAAAGAGACGGCCGCAGAUGUCUGCUGAGCCAAGGGAAGGUAACUCUCGCGACGGUUGUUGUGCACAUGGCGCCAAAUAAACUGCGCGAGGUGAUAGUGAAUACAGUCGAUGUACGCCAUCCUCAAUCAGGGUCUGUGACGGCGAUACUGUGGAUACCUGCUUUGCAGCCGCAAGGCCAUUCACAUUUUUACGUAUUUGUGACCUACUUUAUUUCUUACUUCAUGAUUACGAGUGAAUUGCGUAGAGAUGAGAGAUGUGCAUGGUUUGAGGAGAUGUUGAGAAAGACUUGGAUUUCACAACACGACGUCUGAAAAUAUUAAAUGUUAUUUUAGUGAGUAGUUUGCGAAAACGUCUAAUAGUCAAAUGUAAUGCUGAUCACGACAUAAAAUGCUAUUUUCUGAUGGAAUAAAGCGGCGGUUAAGAGUUGUGUCGAUUCAAUUUCUAUCCGUGUCUCGGGUCCAGCGGAGGAAGGGAGAGCUGCGUGGCGUGCACAUACAGACUUGUACAAAUGCUACUGAUGGCAAACAAACCACUUGUACUACAUCAAGGUCAGCAUUUGGUUCUCAAAAAUCGGGACAUUUUUGUGAUGGAGGAUGUACUGGUGAAACUGAGAAGCAUCCAAGAAGCAGGCGAGAUUACAAGCUAACAAGAUAUCAAGCCUCUUCUGGCGUGUCAUGGAUAGAAACAUGUUUCCAGAACCGUUGCCACAGCAAAAAAUUAAAAUCUCUACAUCCUUACGCACACUGCACUUUCAGUGGUCUUAACAAUGUGCCUAGUCAGGUUUCCAAUAUUUGUGCUUGCUUCAAGGAAGAGAAAAUCUUUGCUGAUCGAAGAGAUGAAAAAUCUUGGGCAGUAAAGGGUAACUUGAGAAAAGCUUUGGGAAAAACACAGAUUCCAAGUUGUGACCAUUUAUCUACUGGAACCAAGCCUUCUAGAACUGAUAAUACAGAAAGAGGCUUUGAAUGCUGGCAACACUUGCAAAAAUCUUCAUGCUUAAGUUUUCAUAAUAAAUUGCCUUUUUUUUCAACACAAACCCAAAGAAGAAAAGGAACAUUGUUGCCAGAUGCAUGUGGGUCAAUGACAAAUCAACAGUGUCUUACUCCAGUGCAAUUUCAGAAUCAGCAUAUAUCAUUAACUUUUCAUAGAUCAUAUACAAUGUUUAUACAAGCUGACACAACUACUUUUCCCGACCACCAUAGAACAUUUACAAAAUCAGUAAAAGUUUCUAAUGAAGACAUUAUUUCAGAACAGGACAUUAAAACAUUUUUAGUUGAGAAUAAUAUGAAGGUGGAACAAGGCCACACCUGUUUCAUUACUCAUUGCCCACGACUGGCACAGAACAACAAAAAAACUCAGCCAGGAAUGACCGAUACUGAUGCUCUUUUUGUUAAUAUGACCAGUGGUCAAUUUGUUUGUAAGCAUUGUGAUAAACGAGGCAGAUGGCAAGACCUUCAGGACAAUCUUCUUCUACUUGCAUCAAAAAAACGAAAAAAAGAUUUCCAGUGUUUCAAGGAAGUCGAUUCUGUGCAUGAUGCUAGUCAGCAAUCUCCACAAGUGCAAGAUUUAUUGGACAGAAGUAUUGGGCUAAAAUCAUGUUCCGCUGAUGUCACAAGGCAGAUCUUGGAUGAUUUUGAUAUACAUGGGCUUAAAAUUGCCACACUGGACAAGUACGGCGUCAAGUUUGAUAUACAAACCAGAAGUCUUGUCUUACCAGCUUUUGAUGGCAAAGGGCAACUUGUAGGAGUGAGACGUCUGAUGUGCACCAUACCAGAAGAAAAUGAAAAUCUCAGAGUCAUAGAGGAAUCAGUUCUUCCCAGGACCGGACCUCUUGGCUUGUUUGGAUUCAAUACUCUGUCCGAUGGUACAAAGGAAGUAGUACUUACCUCUACUGAACUGGAUGCUUUGGCAGUAUUUCAAGAAACCCAGACGCCAUCACUUGCUUUGCCAAAUGGUUUUUCUUCAUUACCGCAAGAGGUGCUUCCAGCCCUGGAAAGAUUUAGCAAGCUGGUGCUGUGGCUUGGAGAUGAUAUGCGAGCAUGGGAGGCAGCCAAAAUGUUUGCUAAAAAGCUUGGAAACGAUCGUUGCUACAUCAUCAGGCCAAGUGAAGAUGAUCCCAGUCCCCUGGAGGCUCUGCGUCGAGGCGUGAGGUUAAGGGAAGUACUGGAUAAGGCCAAGCCCAUUAUGCACAAAUCUAUCGUCUCCUUCUCUCAUCUUCGGCAAGAAAUCUUCUCAGAGCUUUUGCAUGCAGAGCAAGUAGCAGGUGUCAAGUGGAAGAGGUAUCCAGUGCUAAACAAACUGUUGAAGGGGCACCGAAGAGGGGAGCUUACUGUGUUCACAGGCCCAACAGGUUCUGGGAAAACCACUUUUAUUAGCGAUUAUUCGCUAGAUCUCUGUAUGCAAGGGGUGAACACUCUCUGGGGUAGCUUUGAAAUCAACAAUGUUCGCCUGGGUAAAUUGAUGUUGACACAAUUUGCGCAGCUAAACUUAUCAAAACAUCUCGAUCAGUUUGAUGCUUGGGCUGAUCGUUUUGAACAGCUGCCCAUGUACUUUAUGACUUUUCAUGGCCAGGAGAGUAUACGUAAAGUAAUAGAGGCCAUGUCGCAUGCAGUGUACGUCCAUGACAUUGCACAUGUGGUGGUUGACAAUCUUCAGUUCAUGCUGGGCUCCAAUGGUGAAAUGGCUGAACGUUUUACCAAACAGGACAUUUUUAUCAGUUCUUUCCGCAAGUUUGCUACCAACAUGAACUGUCAUGUGACAGUUGUUAUUCACCCUCGAAAGGAAAAAGAAACAGAUGAAUUAACAACAGCAUCAGUGUUUGGCAGUGCCAAGGCUACACAAGAAGCAGACAAUGUAUUGAUUCUGCAAGACAAAAGGUUGAUGUCCCUUCGUGGGCGCAAGUACCUACAGAUAACUAAGAAUCGCUUUGAUGGAGAGCUUGGUGUGAUGCUGUUGAAGUUUGAGAAGGAAACACUGAGCUUUGUUGGCAAAGAAAAAUCAGAAAAAUCAAAACGCUCAGAUGCUCAUGAUGAUGACCUCAUGGAACGCAACCCACUUUCAGCACAUAGCACCGUUUAUGGAGAGGAUAUGGACCAUUGAUUUUAAAAACAAGUUCUGUGUACAGAAGGAAAUUAUUCUUCAAAUUUAAAAAUUUUCAUCCUCACGACGUCUCAUUAUUCUGUUAUUCUGACUUCCUUUUUUAGCUUUAACUAGAACUAUUAAAACUAUUUAACUAUUAGCUUGUCUUCCUUUUAAAGCUUUAAAAAUUGUGUGUUAUUUUUACUGAUAGUAAAUUUGCGUGCAAUUAAUAACAGGUUGUCACAUUCUGUGACCAGAUUAAUUCACUUUCAUCAAAGGAACAGUAAUCACACUGAUCAUGGUUAUGGGCAUUUAUGUGUUAGUUGUUCAGGCCCAUACAGUAGAGUACUUCAUGAAAGUUUUGUGAGGAUAGGAACAUUUGCUGACUGCUGAUGCUGUUUGUUUUCUCAAAUUCAUGCUUUCAUUCUUGCAUCCAGUUCCUGGAUGCUGUGUCUACCUCUUGCUUUUAUUCCUAUAGAGCAGCGGUUCUCAACCAGGGGGGGCGCGACGUGCUUACAAGAGGGGCGCGACGUGCUUACAAGUGGGGCGCGAAGGUGGUCAUUUUUAUAAAGUUUCUUAUACCGGUAUUAGUGAAAUUAGCUUACAUUGCUGGCUAAGGGGGACGCGCGGACGUACCUUUGUUCGUCAGGGGGGGCGUCACAAGGAAAAGGUUGAGAACCGCUGCUAUAGAGUAUGAAUUGUGUUCAUCUCCAUAUCAAACACCAUCGCUGUAGUGCUGCAGCUACCUCGGAUCAUUACAGGACUCCAUGAAAUAUGUUUUUAGGGGUUGUGAGACUUACUGACUGCUGUUGUGGUCAUAUUUUAAAAGUUUUACCAUGUGCCUUUUGUUGAAGUUAUACAGCAGCUGGCAUCUAAGAGCUUCACAAGGCCAGAAAUGAGCAUGGGUAGUUAUUUCUGAAAGGUCAUGCCAUUUCUGAAAAUGCAAUCCUUACAGAUCUUUUUAUAAGACUUGAACACUAAAAAUCAAAAUAAUGAAGCUUUAUUGUGACGAAAAUUUUACUAUUUUUUUUCUUGCUGUGAUUUCAUUGUGGCAUUAAUGAGACAGGUGAGAGGCUUUAUUUUGGAUCAGGUAGAGGAACAACUAGUAAAUAUUAUUUGAUGAUUUGUAUUACAAAAACUGGAUUUCAAAAGUGAAAGAUUGUGCUGCAGUAGUACAGUACAAGAAGAAUUACUAUUGGUUUGGAUACUUAAAAGCUCCAGUAAAAAAAAAAAAAAAAA
This is a messenger RNA of Pomacea canaliculata, 4346 nucleotides long. Its product is annotated as twinkle protein, mitochondrial-like. The transcript is spliced from 13 exons. Gene Ontology annotation, molecular function: ATP binding; single-stranded DNA binding; 5'-3' DNA helicase activity. Bases 420 to 3128 code for a protein of 902 amino acids. Gene Ontology annotation, cellular component: mitochondrion. The record is from RefSeq and is a predicted model, not a curated record. Gene Ontology annotation, biological process: mitochondrial DNA replication. NCBI's taxonomy places the organism in Eukaryota, Metazoa, Mollusca, Gastropoda, Architaenioglossa, Ampullariidae.